Molecule: messenger RNA, 1145 nt
Organism: Pogoniulus pusillus (Red-fronted tinkerbird)
Lineage: Eukaryota; Metazoa; Chordata; Aves; Piciformes; Lybiidae
Product: C-type lectin domain family 12 member A-like
Exons: 7
Coding region: 80-829 (249 amino acids)
Biological process (GO): natural killer cell inhibitory signaling pathway; negative regulation of signaling receptor activity
Cellular component (GO): external side of plasma membrane
Molecular function (GO): protein phosphatase binding; signaling receptor regulator activity
Source: RefSeq, a predicted model, not a curated record
UUGCUGCUUCUUCUUGCUAGCUGCAAAUGCUCAGUCUUCUUCUACCUUGUUUUUCUGGCACUGUUCCUGUCUGUCAGCUAUGACAGAAGAAGUCACCUAUGCUAAUCUGAAGUUUGAAAACACCUAUGAGCUGGAGAACAUCAGGGAGCCUAAAGACACUAAGGAAAAAGGGCCUCCCGCUUCGUCUCACUCUUAUGGGCCAGUAGUCCUGAUUUUGUUCAUGCUGUGCCUGGUGCUGCUGACAGUGCUGGUGGCCCUGGCAGUUCUACUUUUCCAGAUUCCCGAGGAGUACAGGACACAGCUCAGGAGCCUCAACGCGACAAACCAUGAGCUGCACGCCAAUUUCUCGCGGGCGCUGCACCAAAUGGGCACGCAGCUGUGCCUGGGCAGGGAAGCAGGCCUCCAGAGCAACGGCUUGAGCUGUGCACUCUGUCCUGCAAACUGGAGGUGGGAAGGUGGCAAUACUUGUUAUUACCACUCCAGUGACAAGAAGACGUGGGGACAGGGUCACCAGUUUUGUUCCUUGCGAAACUCUACUCUUCUUCUGAUAAAAGAAGCCUCAAAGCUGGAAUUGGUAAAUAGAUUCCCUAGAAGAACAUACUGGACUGGAUUAAUGUUUAGAGAUGAUGUGAGAGACUGGUACUGGGCAGACAACACAGCUGUGACAGAAGAUCAGAGGUUUUGGGUAAAGCUUGAAAAAGCCCCUGAAAAAUGCCCAUCUUUUUAUUAUGGAAGAAUCUAUGAGGAAUUCUGUGAAUAUGAGAGUUACUAUGUCUGUGAAAAGCCUGCUAUCCAGCUGCAGAGACACGACAACCACUGGCAGAACUAGUUUGUCAGACCAGAGUGGUGAGAAGCUAGAAGAUAUUCUGCAAGAGAGGAAUGGGCAUGGCGAUGGGCUCCAGGAGAGACUCGAGACUCUCACUUCAAAUCCAAAACUGCCAAAUGAUGCCUCAGUUUUCAUCAACACAGGUGAUGGACCAAAAUGGCUCAAAGUGACCACCAGGAAAAGAAGCACAAUGAGAAAAGAAACGUGUGAAAAUACUGCUCCUCUCCCUGCAGCCACCGAUACAAGCAGUAUGACCUCUUGUCAGCUCAUCACUGUACAGCUGCAGCGUAGCGCAGGCAAUGAACAUUAAACACUUCCA